AUGUGGCAACACUUUUCCAUGAUGGCAGAGGAGUUGACCGAAGACUUGUUUGAAGAAGGCUGCGGUUUUGAUGGUUCGAGCAUCCGUGGUUUCCAAGCAAUUAAUGAGAGCGAUAUGUUGCUCUUCCCAGAUCCAACAACCGCUAUUAUCGACCCGGUCUGUAAGGUGCCGACGCUAAGUAUUACGUGUAAUAUCAAAGAUCCGAUCACGUUGGAGAAUUACACGCGUGAUGUACGGUAUAUCGCACAGAAAGCAGAGGCGUAUCUCCAAUCCACCGGAAUCGCAGAUACGAGCUACUGGGGUCCUGAGGCAGAAUUCUAUCUCCUGAACGACAUCCGCUACGGACAGAACCAGCACUCCGGUUUCUACUCCGUCGAUUCUGUUGAAGGCAGUUGGAAUUCAGGUCGCGAAGAGAACCCAAACCUCGGUUAUAAACCGCGCUACAAAGAAGGUUACUUCCCGGUACCGCCUUCCGAUACACUUCAAGACCUUCGCUCCGAGAUCUGUCUGAAGCUCAUGGAAGCUGGCAUUGAUGUGGAAGUUCACCACCAUGAAGUGGGAACCGCGGGGCAAGGCGAAAUCGACAUCCGCUAUGGUGAGUUAACCGUGACUGGCGAUAAGAUGGCGUUGUAUAAGUACAUCAUCAAGAACGUGGCGCGCGAAAACAACCUCGUCGCUACUUUCAUGCCGAAACCGCUCUUCCAAGACAACGGCUCCGGAAUGCACGUCCACCAAAGUCUCUGGAAAAACGGCAAGAACAUCUUCUACGAUCCACAGGGGUAUUCGCUUCUCAGUGAGGAUGCACUCUAUUACAUUGGCGGCUUUGCUCGCACAUGCCCGCUCGCUCUGUGCAAUCAUUGCCCCAACUACCAACUCUUACAAACGAGUGAGAAGGGGAAACGGAUCGAAUUCCGCCCACCGGAUCCGUCCUGUAAUUCUUACCUCGCCUUUAGCGCAUUGCUCCUGGCAGGGCUUGACGGUAUACAGAACCGCAUCCAUCCGGGCGACCCAUUGGACAGAGAUCUCUAUGACCUCGAACCGGAAGAACUCGCGGACAUCGAGUCCACUCCAGCGUCCCUCGGUGAUGCCUUGGAUGCCUUAGAGGAAGACCACGAAUAUCUCCUCAAGGGCGACGUGUUCACCCAAGAUGUUUUGGACACCUGGAUUGAUUACAAACGUGAAAAUGAGGUCGAUGCAGUCAACAUACGACCACAU
Geodia barretti is the source of this 1215-nucleotide messenger RNA. Lineage: Eukaryota; Metazoa; Porifera; Demospongiae; Tetractinellida; Geodiidae. The record is from the annotation of a GenBank genome assembly.